AGAGAGAGAGCACAAAGUGGAGAGCUCGUAGAGAAGAAGUGAGAGUAGAGGUAGAGGAAGAGGGUCGUGGAAAACGGAACAAAAUUAAGAAAGUAAAAGGAAACUCGACAGCCUCGCCGAUGAACGUCCACCAUCUUUAAAAAGAGACUUUGAGAGAGAGAGAGAGAGAAGUAAAUUCAUCAGCAUGAUGAAGUCGUGGCGUCACCUCUGCUUCCUCGUUCUAGCGAUGUCGUCUGUCUCCAGAGGACAAAAUGAAACUGCUGCUGUGUCUCAUGACGAGGAUCAUACAGAGAAGACAGUGCCCACCCCAGGCCCGCUGACGCCGAAUGAAUCAAAAGAUGAAGCAGUUCGCCCCACGUCACCCUCACCUUCUCCUCAGAGUCAAACACCGACCAAUGCAGAUCUGCUUACAAGUGCCUUCAGGGCAACACCUGCCGCCGAGCUCAGCCAGCAUACAAAAGUCACACCGAUUACGGACGCUUUCAGCAAAGCAAAGGAAGACGAUGGCGGCACAGCAGCUCAGCCGACAACCGUGGUCGGCGUGCCAGGGAGCGGGAAGGAGGGUGGCGAUGUCAGCGUGGUGACUGAGGUCUCUACGGCAACAGAAAGUACUCCGACAAAGCCAGCAAAAAGUGAAGAACCGGCUCCUUCAUCCUGGGGCUACGUGAUCCUGGUAUUGAUCGUCCUGGUGAUCAUUGUCCUGUGUGCCAUCCUCUACUUGCUCCGGAGAGUCUCCAGAACGUACUCGUUUGACCUCCAUCGUCCGGUUCCUGGAAACAAUCUCAACGAACCCAUCGGCACCUUCGAACAAGUCUACCUGGACGACCUGGAUCAACCAGCUCCGAAAGACCAGCUGACCACGGAUGACCUUUCAUCACCUUCAGCAGCCAAUGGCACAACUCUGCAGUCAGAGGAAAAGGGCUCCAGUGGAGAGAACGCUCCACAUGAGCCGCCAGCUGCAAACGGUACAGGUGCCUCGCUCACCAGUAACACCAGUCCCUCGCUGGGCGACGACCCAGUCGACAAGACACCCGGCUCAUUGAACAGCAAUAACCUGUUGCUCGAUGCUGUUGGGGAGGACCAGCCGAACGAAAACAACAACAACCCGUUGGUUUGUUCCAGUGAUCCGUUCGUUGAAAUCAACCUUGAUGACCCGGCGUGGUGCGAUCAGCUCCUCACCUCUCCUGAAGCUCCUUCUUCCGUCCUCCCCUUCUCGCCAUUCUCCUUCUCCUCCUCCUCCUCCUCCUCCUCCUCCUCUUAGCGCCUUCGCUGGUGACCCCCAGCUCAAGAUGGAGGCAACGACUGUGCCUGUAAAAGAUCGGCAGAGAGUUUUAUCUUUUAUUCCCAGUCUGCCUGCAACAAGCCGGGAUCGUUUGCCCGUGAACAGCGUCCAAAUUGACUGACUGUAAACAUUUAGUUGUGUCGUGUUUAAACCAGAGGUGCAUUUCAUGAGUCGGCCUUCUGUGACGUGACCCACCAGAGGGGCGGGGUCAUCACUCCUCAACCCCCAGGAAUUUUGUUUAAAGGUGCCAAAUUCGCAAUUUUAAAGCAUUUAAUGAUGAAAAGCCAGGUCAAUAACCAGUACGUUUUGGUUGGUCAGCAUACUUGCCACCCUCCGCACAUUAUCGUCUGAGGCCAAACCUACCGGGGGUAUCAGAAAACUGCUCAUUUUACAGAUGUUUUCCUGACUUCUAGUGAAUUUAUGGUGUAAACUUGUUGCUAAAAUGUGGAGCCGGAGCACAGCUGCAGAUCACACAGCGCUGCUAGCACUAGCAUAAGCCUAUGUAAAUAAAAGCUCGUUCAUUGCUUCACUGGCUUUUCACAGAAAACCCUGAGCUAACCGCUACCUCGCUAACCAGCCACGCCUCCGUGUGAUUGGCUGAAGCCUUCAGCAGCAGCGACCCUUCGUGUUGUGGCCUCUUCAAAGUGAAUGAAGAGCGUUUGAAGCUACUGUCAUUAUUGCUUUCUCAAACUACAAAAUAUGUUGCUUUAAGCUAUCAAGUAUCUGUCUCUUGUAUUUCUGCGACAAAAUAAAAGUUUUAACUGCGCAAAAGAA
This is a messenger RNA of Chelmon rostratus (copperband butterflyfish), 2056 nucleotides long. RefSeq lists its product as uncharacterized. NCBI's taxonomy places the organism in Eukaryota, Metazoa, Chordata, Actinopteri, Chaetodontiformes, Chaetodontidae. The record is from RefSeq and is a predicted model, not a curated record. The coding region runs from base 185 to 1261 and encodes 358 amino acids. The transcript is spliced from 10 exons.